AUGAUUAAUGGAUUUUUACCUGCAAAUUUCACUUAUUACCCUAUGUUGCGGUCUCUGGGAGUGAGUUACAACGAGUUACGUGGACCGAUCCUGAAAAAGUACAGCAAGAAGGGCUCAUUACAGAGUAGGACCCCAAACUGUUCGCAAGCUGCAACCCUCUAUAACCGCGGCCCGCCUUCGCCGAUUUCUUUCUGUGGCUCUGCAUCCAUGUUACAGCCGAGCAUUCGAGGUCUUGUUGUGCCAGAUGUCCCUCUGGAGGAGACAGAGGUAUUGAGAAAGGAAGCUGCUAAUAACAACGUGGAAUUGGUUCUGCUCACAACACCCACCACUCCUAUGCCGCGAAUGAAAGCCAUCGUUGAAGCUUCAGAAGGAUUCGUCUAUGCAGAUAGCAUUUCUGGGAAAACUAUGCAGAUCUUUGUGAAAACCCUAACCGGUAAGAUGAUUACUCUUGAGGUUGAGAGUUCCGAUAUAAUUGAUAAUGUGAAGGACAAGAUCCAAGACAAGGAGGGCAUCCCGCCAGACCAGCAGCGGCUUAUUUUUGUUGGAAAACAGUUGGAGGACGGUAGAACCCUAGCCGAUUACAACAUUCAAAAGGAGUCUACUCUGCAUCUUGUCCUCCGCCUCCGUGGCGGCGGAACUUGGAGGAUCCCUUUCGUUGCUAAUCACUUGGUGAAAAAAAUUUCGCAGCUUAACCAAAAAGCGGAGAAGGAAUUGAUAAAAACCUGGUCCCGGGGUUCUACUAUUAUUCCUGAAAUGGUGGGCCAUAGGAUUGCUGUUUACAAUGGUAAGAAACACGUGCCUUUUCGUAUAUCAGAGCAGAUGGUUGGCCAUAAAUUGGGAGAACUUCGCCCUCGUCGUCAAGCAAGAAGAGAAAGAGAAGUUCAGCAGAAGAAGGGAACGAAGAAGAAAUGA
Molecule: messenger RNA, 912 nt
Organism: Fraxinus pennsylvanica
Lineage: Eukaryota; Viridiplantae; Streptophyta; Magnoliopsida; Lamiales; Oleaceae
Source: the annotation of a GenBank genome assembly